Messenger RNA from Entrophospora sp. SA101, 1644 nucleotides. The record is from the annotation of a GenBank genome assembly. Lineage: Eukaryota; Fungi; Glomeromycota; Glomeromycetes; Entrophosporales; Entrophosporaceae.
AUGGUUGAGAAGUUAUUAGAAUGCCCUCAUUGUGGCAAAAGUUCUUCACAAUGGAUAGAUUUAAUGUUGGAUAAAGUUUAUCACGAACUUGCUAAACAGUGCAUGAAAGAGUGUAGUGAGGAAAAAGAUGUAGGAGAAGGAUGUUUUUAUGAUUUACUUCCGACCAACCAAAAAAUUGGUGUUGAUAUUGACCCCAAAAGAAAAGAUGUAAUUAAAGGUGAUUACUUAAAGUAUAAAUUACCAAAUAAACCUUUAAUUGUUAUUGGAAAUCCCCCUUUUGGGCAUCGGGGUGUUAUAGCCUUAGAAUUUAUAAAUCAUUCAAAAAAAGCAGAUUUUGUAGGUUUUAUCUUACCAAUGUUUUUUGAUAGUAAAGGUAAAGGGAGCAUAAAGCAUAGAGUUAAAGGGUUUAAUUUAAUUUAUUCGGAGCAACUUGCAGAAAGUGCUUUUUAUACUCCUAAUAAUAAUGAAGAUAAUGCGAAAAUUUUGAAAAUAAUUAAUGAUAUUUACCCGCAGAAAAGCGAUGAAGACUUGGUUUCCAAAGGAAAAGGAAGUAUAAGAUAUAGAGUUAAAGAACUUAAUUUAAUUUAUUCGGAACAACUAGAAGAAAAUGCUUUUUACACACCAAAUAAUAAUGAGGAUAUUGAUAUAAAAUCCGAUUAUUAUUUAUCUACUACUUUUUAUGGAGAAAAUAAGGUAGUCAAUACUUUUGAAAAAGUAAAAUAUAAAAGUGGCGUUGCCAUUAAAAUAAAUACCUCAAAUGAAAAAGAAAUUCAAAAAGUAGGAAUUGAAAAAUUGAAAGUUCAAGCUCUCAACCAUCCCGAAGCAGGAUUAGCUACGGAAAUUCCUUUUGGCAAAGUAAUCAGGGAUUUUUUUAAAAUAUUAACUUCCGAGACUUAUGUUUAUGGUGUGAGAUUUUUAAGCGCUAAUGGAGAAAUUAAACAGUUAGAGACUGAAAUUAAGGAAUUGGAAAUGGUAACGCACGGGUUUGUGGUGGACGAGACCGGAAGAAAAAUGUCAAAGUCCUUAGGUAAUGUUAUUGAGCCCAGCGAAAUUGUCGAAAAAUUUGGCGUUGACGUGGUUCCCCUUUUGCAUUUUUGUAUCAAUGAUUUAAGUUCUUUUUAUUUGGAAAUUAGCAAAGAUAGUUUAUAUUGUGAUAGUUUAGAAAGCCCCCGGAGAAAACAAAUUAUUACGGUUUUAUAUUACCUUUUAGCCGGAUUAUUGAAAAUCAUUGCUCCUUUCUUGCCUUUUUUAGCGGAAGAAGUAUACGAAAAUAUUCCUUUUAGCUUUGGUUAUGCCGAAAAAGAAAGUGUACUAUUUUUGCCUGAUUCUCAAUUUCUGUUAACCGCUGGGGAAUCAAACACAGAAUUAAUUGAGGAUUUUCUUUUAUUACGCCAAGACAUUUUUUCGGCUUUGGAAAAAGCCAGACAGGCCAAAAUAAUUCAUACUAACUCCCAAGCCCAAGUUUUAGUUAUUCCGAAAGAAAAAGCAAAAACUUCUCAGUUCACUUCAUUGAAUUUAGCCCGUUUACUGCUGAUUGCCCAAAUAAAAUUUAUAGAAAAAAAAUCUCAAACUGAUUUUUACGAGGAACAAAAUUACACAGUAAAAGUAGCAAAAACCUCUGCUGCUCGUUGUGUUCGUUGCUGA